Messenger RNA from Penicillium nucicola, 642 nucleotides. RefSeq names its product Hsp70 nucleotide exchange factor FES1 (gene fes1). Bases 1 to 642 code for a protein of 213 amino acids. The transcript has 2 exons. The record is from RefSeq and is a predicted model, not a curated record. NCBI's taxonomy places the organism in Eukaryota, Fungi, Ascomycota, Eurotiomycetes, Eurotiales, Aspergillaceae.
AUGGAUCCCCAGAUGAACAAGCUCCUCAAAUGGAGUGUCGCCAACUCUCAGGUCUCUGAGGGUGCGGAGAGUGGUACUCCCAAUGCCCCAGAAGCCUCCAAGGGGCUGACUCCGGAUAUGGUCAGGACAUUGUUCGGCGGCCCUUCCGAGGCUGAUCUCAUGCGCGCCGCUAUGGAGGUUGUGCACUCGGAUGAAGCCGACAUGGAGAACAAGUUGAUCGCCAUGGACAACUUCGAGCAAUUGAUCGAGGGAAUUGACAACGCCAACAACCUGGAGCCCAUGGGUCUGUGGACUCCGCUGGUCCAGUUGCUCAAGCACGACGAAUCCGAUCUGCGACGCAUGGCCGCCUGGUGUAUCGGAACUGCCGUGCAGAACAACGAGAAGGCCCAGGAUAAGCUUGUUCUGUUGAACGCCAUCCCCGAUCUCGUCACCAUCGCCACAACCGACUCCAACCCCGCUGCGCGCAAGAAGGCUAUCUACGCCCUCUCCUCUGCCACCCGCAACUACCAACCCGCUAUGAACGAGUUGGUCAAGAGUUUGCCCGAGGGCUACCCCACCGACAAGAAGGAUGCCGGUAACAUGGACGACGUGGACGCCAUUAUGGACAAGCUGCGGGCUCACCCCGUCGAUGCCUCAGCCUGA